UUUUUUUAAUUAUACAAGAGAAGGCAGGCUUAGCGCCACAAACUGAAUAUCUUUACCACAGGAAAUUAAAUGAAAAGAGGGUGAUCACUGUAUUGAAGGCAGUGGAACCCUAGCCAAUUGCCUUCUCAAAAUGGCUAUGGCGGGGCAUGCAUUUGGUUUCUUCUAUUCCAAUUCCCCCGCCACUCGCUUUCGUUCAACUAAAACAAAUUCUGGCAUAUCCGCUUCCAGGGAAAAGACCAGGAAGAGAAUGUUUGCACUUAAUAUCAAUGCAGCAUUCUGGGGGAUUGGUCAAGGGAAACGUUUGGUAGAGCCACCAGGACGUGAUUUUGAUCUUAGCACUGAGCACAUUAUUGAACCAGUCAUAGAGGGAAAACCUAUUGUCCAGGAAACAUUUCGAAAAAUUUCUAUAUCAGUGGUGUCAUCGAUUUUGCGGCUUUCUUCAGAGGACUGGGAUGCAUGUUCUAUGGGUUCAAGUGGCCAGAAUAAAAUCAAUCCAUUCCUUACCUAUGCUUUUCUUUCAUGCUUGGAGGAGACUGGAUGUGCUGUUGAGGAAACAGGAUGGUUACCUCAGCACAUUGUAGCAAGAGAUGAAGAUGGUGCUUUGCUAGGUGUUGUUCCAGUGUAUAUUAAAAGCCACUCAUAUGGUGAAUUUGUAUUUGAUCACUCUUGGGCUGAUGCUUAUUAUAACUUUGGUUCCUCAUACUACCCAAAGCUACAAUGCUCCGUGCCUUUUACACCAGUAACAGGUCAACGAAUACUAGUGCGUGAUAGUAAAUACAAGGAUCAAAUAUUUGAAAAACUUGUGAUUGCCAUGAAGCAACUUACUGAGAAGUUUCAGAUGUCAUCAUUACAUAUAACCUUCCCGACAGAAAAAGAAUGGGAGAAAUUGAAUCAAUUUGGUUUUCUUCAACGUAUUGGAAUGCAGUAUCAUUGGAAAAAUCGUGACUAUAAAAGUUUUGAUGAUUUUCUAAUGGAUUUGAAACAAAGCAAAAGAAAGACUAUUCGUCAAGAACGCAAAAAGAUUCUGUCCCAAAACUUAAAAAUGAAACGACUUCGAGGAAGUGAAAUUAAGGCACAUCAUUGGGAUUCCUUCUACAAGUUUUAUCGCAACACCACAGAUAACAAGUGGGGUCGUGCUUUUCUUACAAGAGAAUUUUUCCACAUGCUAGGCUCUAAAUUGGGAGAUCGUGUUUUGCUUGUUGUUGCUGAGGAUGGAGAAAACCUUGUAGCUGGGGCAUUAAAUCUUAUAGGGGGUGAUACUUUAUUUGGUCGUCUUUGGGGUUGCCUUCCAGAAGUUUAUUUUCCAAAUUUGCAUUUUGAAGCUUGUUACUAUCAGGCAAUUGAAGCAGCCAUCGAGUGGAAUCUAAGUAAGGUUGAAGCUGGAGCACAGGGAGAACACAAAAUUCAGCGUGGUUACAUGCCUGUGACAACAUAUAGCUGCCACUAUAUUCGGGAUAAUGCUUUCAAAAAAGCAAUUGGUGACUUCUUAGCUCGUGAAACUCCUCAGGUUAAGCUUGUAAUCCAACUAUUAGCUGAUUCUGGGCCUUACAAGGAUGGGUUGUUUUGAUUGUUGGGUGGAUGAACAUGUACAUAUUAUUCUUCUCUUGUAUAUGUAUAUUGGUCAUCGACAAUUGAAUUGUAUAUUUUGGUUUACAUGGAUUAUUGUGUUUAUUAUAUAAAAAUAGUCAAAUAAUCUAUACCACCAAAUGCUAUAUAAUUAGGGUAAGUGCAUGGAAAUGAUAUACAAAAAGGGUUCAAAUGUGGCAUCUUUUUUUUUCUUUUGAAAUCAACUAAACCCGAACUUAGAUGAGUA
This is a messenger RNA of Cryptomeria japonica (Japanese cedar), 1813 nucleotides long. RefSeq lists its product as uncharacterized. The record is from RefSeq and is a predicted model, not a curated record. Lineage: Eukaryota; Viridiplantae; Streptophyta; Pinopsida; Cupressales; Cupressaceae. The coding region runs from base 131 to 1567 and encodes 478 amino acids. The transcript has 12 exons.